Punica granatum (pomegranate) is the source of this 4041-nucleotide messenger RNA. NCBI's taxonomy places the organism in Eukaryota, Viridiplantae, Streptophyta, Magnoliopsida, Myrtales, Lythraceae. The record is from RefSeq and is a predicted model, not a curated record.
GUGUGUGAGAGAGAGAGAGAGAGAUAGAGAGAGACGAGGGAGGGGAGGGGAGCGGAGCAGGAAGGAAGGAAGGACGGACGGACGAAAGGUUGGAGUCUCAGUCACCAGCGGCAGCGGAGUCCCUCCCGCCUUCUCUUCUCUUCUCUUCUCUAUUUGAUGAAAGAAUUGCGAUCUCAUGGAUCAGAAGAAGCUGCUGAUCAACGAACGAGUCGAGGUACGGCAGUUUGAGGAAGGGUUGCGGGGCUCUUGGCACCCUGCAGUGGUGAUUGGUGUUUCAAAUUUGUCACGAACUGUUGAGUACGCUGAACUCUUGGAUGAAAAAGGCGACAAUAAGCUUAUUGAGUCCAUUCCAGUUACUGAGGCAGUUGAGGGGCUUCACCGACGGCGGCAUGUUUCGUCAUGUUAUCGUGGACGUAUUAGACCGUCAUGUCCCCUUUCUAGUCCCUGGCCUGUGGAUAGUAAGUUAGGUUUUGGAGUUUGCGUUGAUGCAUUUUUUAAGGAUGCAUGGUGGGAGGGUGUGAUUUUUGAUGCCGAUGAAGAUGCCAUGGAGCGGUCUGUGUAUUUCCCUGAUGAGGGUGAUGAACUCAAGUUUAGAAGGGAUGAUUUACGUCUUAGUCGUGUGUGGGAUGAAUUUUCAGGUGAAUGGACAAACUGUGGCGUGUGGGUAUUUUUGGAGUUGGUUAGGGAGCUUGAUGGAAGUACGCCUUCAUCUAAAUAUGCGAAAAGGCUUUGGCGCAGAUUGCAGUCUAAUUAUGGGUUCAAGAAAAUGAUAUCAGAAUGGAAAUGUGGCACUCGUAGUUUGUGGAAAAGUCACUUGAAAGAUGUUGUUUAUGAAAGAGGAAGCAAGUUGGUGAAGAAGGAUCUUGCUUGUAAGAAACUUGCAGUACACAAGGCAAGAAAGAAAAGGCAUAAGUUGGAGAAUCCUCAGCGAGUUGAAGAAGAUGCACAUUCACCUGAUACUGUUGUUCAGUUAAGAAGUAGCAAAGAUUUGAGCACUAUUCAAUUGACUAAAAAUGGAGGAGUCUCCAUCCUUAACAAAUCCAGAGCUAGGAUGGUGUCCGUCCCGUUGAGAUUAAAUGUUAGAAAGCCCAAUCGACCUGUAGUUCCUACUGCAGGUGAUAGGAAUGUUCUUUCAGAAACUUUGUCCAUGGAAGAAAAUUUUACAAGUUACGCGACUUCAGCUCAGAGUGAUGCAUCAUCUGAAGAGGAAUAUUCUAAAACCAGACCUGCCUCUUGUGGUAUGACUAACCAUGAGGUGGAUCGUGUGUCGAUACCCAUCAGAAAAGGUCAGGUAAAAGAAAGAGAAAAUAAGCUGAAGCUCCCACAGAAUAGUCAAGAUGAUGGUAACAAGUUGAAGGGCCAUCAAUUAAGAGAUGGUAACCUUGCUGCGGGUGCAAGGUCUGCUGGAAUCGAUCAACCUGGUGGGAGGGCUAGAGUCGAUAAGUUAAAGCAGGUAAGGAGGAAGUCUAAUGUUCUCUCUACAGAAGAUACAAAAAAGGAGCUGAGCAGCAAGACUUAUGCUGUUGUUAGUGCCAAAAGAAAGACCAAAUAUACCAGAAGAAAGAGACAGAAAGGAAUCUGCAGAGCAGAUCCAAGCAUCGAGCCUCCAUCAAAGCAAGAGGGUGGGAAUGAUGCACAAGUAAACCACAACUUAUUCUCCAGUAAUCGCCAGCAGACUCCAUUAUUUGAGAGUUAUGGAAGAAAUUUCAGGCUCAAAGACAUGGUCUCCCGUCCUCGGAAGCGAAAGAGGAAGAGACAGCUGGAUGGUCCACAAAGUGACACAAUCUGUUUUGUUUGUCACUUCGGGGGAGAGCUUAUCCCAUGCAAUAAUUGCUUUUCCUCUUACCAUCUGACUUGCCUCGAACCUGAGGUUGUUCCUAAUGAAAGCUGGUUUUGUCCAUCUUGUUGCUGUGGCCUAUGUGGCUCGAGUCAUUCCAUUAAUGACAAUGGUCAGUGGAGUAAAAUUUGCUUCCAAUGCUCACGCAGUUAUCAUGUGGAUUGCUUAAAUAAAGUGCAUCAGGAAGUUUCUGAUUGCCCUGCAGAAGGUUUCUGCAGCAACACUUGUUAUCAGUUAUGUGUCCGUCUUCAUCAGCUUCUGGGAACAUCAAACCCUACUUCUGUGGAUGGCUUGACAUGGACCAUGAUCAGAUCAAUGCGAAAUGAUUACAGAACUUGUGCUUUGACCCGGAAAGCUAAUCUUGUAAAGUUAUCACAUGCUCUUAGAGUUGUCCAGGAGAGCUUUCAACCUAUCACCGAGCUCCAUACCAAGAGGGAUCUGGUCAGAGAUGUUGUGUACAGCUCCAUGUCAAAGCUUAGAAGGUUGAAUUUUCGAGGAUUUUAUGUCAUGGUUUUGCAGAAAGGAGAUGAGGUUGUGUCUGCAGCCACAAUAAGGAUUCAUGGCCAAAAGGUUGCAGAGAUGCCUCUAGUCGCUACUAAUUUUGAUUACCGUCAGCAGGGGAUGUGCCGUCUUCUGGUCCAUGAAUUGAUAAAUCUGCUUGACAAAAUGGGCAUCGAGAGGUUUAUCUUGCCUGCUGCAUCCGAACUCAGAACAAUGUGGGAAAAAUCCUUUGGCUUUUCUGAGAUGCCUCUAUCUGACAGGCUAGAACUACUAGGCUAUCCCCUGUUAGGCUUCCAGGGAACCACAGUGAUCCAGAAGUUCCUCACUAGUUCCCGCAAGAAUGCAUCGAGAGAUCCUGUAUUUACUCCUGAAGAUAUCCAAAGAAGUAAAUUCGUUGUAUUGGUGUGCCCUGCGGUGAUAAGAGUGGAUGCAGUUGAUCUGAUGAAGAUGAUCAAAGUAAUAGGACAGAAUGGUGAACCCCAGUGAUUAGCACUUCUCUCUGUGGGUGAUCUGAGAUUAUGUGUUGCCCAAUGCAUGGAGCUGCAUUUGUAUUUAUAGUUGCACUGUAAUAUGGCUGGAACGAACAGGUAAUUUCUAGACAUCAUCUCUUUUGCGGCUUUUGCCUUCUAUGCCAUUGUUAAAUGAUGAAACCUAGUGCUUGGCUUUUGGGUUUCUUAUGAUGUGAUAUUCUGUUUGACUUUUCAUGAAAUACCCUUUUUUCUGUUCUGAUCAUUCAAUGCAUUACCGAGGCUUAUCUAUCAUUUCACAUUGAAAUGAAAUCUGGAGAUGCGUCCUGGAAACCAGGUAUUGGCCUUGUGAUCCAUUUCAAUUUGUUUGUCACAAUCUAAUUGAAAGUUUUGCUGAGUAAUGAGAAGACUUUUAUCAUUUUAAGGACGACCAUAUUAGUGUCCAAUUCACUAUCCCAUGCAGAGAACACCUUUGCGAAGUAGUGUGUAUGUCAUUGUGCGCAUGCUUACGUCUAUGUAUGUGAAUAUUGCAUGGUAGAAGUGUAUGUAGGCAUACACCGAUAAGCCAUGUCUGACAUGUUAUGACUCCUCAUAGGAAAGUCCCACUGCAUAGAGUAGCAGUAGCUAGAAGUAAUAGUGGAUGCUGCUUGAGAACACGCAGCACAUAAUAUAUUUUGUGAUAUUGCCCCUUGUUGGAGCUUUCUAUUCCUUUUUCUUGUCGGAGUUGGUGGUGGCUGCAGAAUUGGUGGUAGCGGCGGUCCUGGAGGAGGAGGAGGAUGAUGAAAAGUCUAUCUUCAUUCGGAAGAUAUUUGCUAGUAACUUGUUUUUGAUCUGCGCUCUCGGUGUAGGAAGGUGGCUGAAGUCAGGAGGCGGGCCUUUCUUCUUCUCCUCGUUAGAGUUCUGGCUUCCAUUUUUCUCACUCAUUUUGCUUUCUUAUAGCCCUUUUCUUCUCGCCUUCUCUCUCUUGCCUGCUUGCUUGCUGCUGGGGCUUAGACUAGAGAGAGCGGCAUCGUACUUAUAGGGUUAAGGAGCCAAUGUUAAUUAGGCAUCCAAAUCUAAUCACGUGGGGUCCCAAUCCCAUAGUAGAUUCGCUGGCUGGGAAAACUCAAAAUUGAAGGGCGUAUUGUGAAUGGGAGGUAUUGAACAGCAUCAUCAGGCGAUAAAUUACUCCCCAUACUGAACCUUUACCUAUUUGAGAACCAAUAUUCUUGUCCCUGAAAGGUUAUAUUGUAUUUA